Molecule: messenger RNA, 1094 nt
Organism: Helianthus annuus (common sunflower)
Lineage: Eukaryota; Viridiplantae; Streptophyta; Magnoliopsida; Asterales; Asteraceae
Product: peptide methionine sulfoxide reductase A5
Exons: 4
Coding region: 133-879 (248 amino acids)
Biological process (GO): cellular response to oxidative stress
Cellular component (GO): cytoplasm
Molecular function (GO): peptide-methionine (S)-S-oxide reductase activity
Source: RefSeq, a predicted model, not a curated record
UUAAAACAUCAUCAAGUAGAAAAUAAAGGUACGGUCCACAACACAACCCUCGUUAUCUAUCAUAUAACCGAUCGGAGAUUAUUCCGGUCACCUUCUCCGUCACUCCUCCGUUCAAACCACACAAAAACCCUAAUGAAGCCCUCUCACUUCCACCAUAUCCUAUCAUACAUCAUCCUCACCAUCACACUCACCCCCAAUAUAACAACCCUAGCGAUUAGGUUUCCGAAUCCGAUCUCUCAGGUCACCGGAAAUCCGCCGGAUCAGUUCCUCAAAACCGCCGUUUUCUCUCUCGGAAGCUUCUGGAGGGCGGAAUCCGUGUUCGGUUGCUUGGAUGGAGUUGUACGGACCACCGUCGGUUACGCCGGUGGAUCUAAAUCCAAUCCUGAGUACCGGAGUUUGGGUGAUCACGCUGAAUCUGUACAAAUUGAAUAUGAUCCUCGGGUGAUUAAUUUCAGGCAACUUUUGGAAAUUUUUUGGUCUAGCCAUGACUCGAGGCAAGUAUUCGGUCAAGGCCCUGAUGUCGGCAACCAAUACAGGUCUAUUAUCUUCAUCAAUGGAACCGAUGAGUCGAGAUUGGCUGCCUCGAGCAAAGAAAGGGAGCAAACUAAGUCAAGGAGUAGCAUUGUGACAACUCAAAUUCAACAGCUUGGAACCUUUUAUCCUGCAGAGCCUGAACACCAGAAGUUUGAGCUAAAACGAAACCCCUUUCUCCUUCAGUUGAUUGGUAACUUGGCGGAAGAAGAAUUGGAAAAAUCGAGCUUGGCAGCAAAGCUAAACGGGUAUGCAGCAGAGUUGUGUCCACCAAGAAUUCAAAGCCGGAUCGAUGGAAAGGUCAAUGAGAUUAUAAGAAAAGGGUGGCCUAUUCUACGAGAUGUGUAGACUUUUUCUGAAGACCUGAAGAGUCACUUGUAUCAGUAUUUUUGUAAGUUUUCAGGUUAAUAUGUUCUGGGUUUUGAAUGCUUUUAGUAACUAUUUAUGGCUCUGGUCACCUCUGUACUUGUAUUUUAAGAUAACAGUUGCAACAUUGACAUAUAUGUAGUGUUUACUAAUUGAGACCCAUGUAAUUUUGUUAAUGAUGGACUUCUGGUUGAUGA